UACAAACAGAUUACGCGGCUGACUGUCGACUUGGAUCCUCGUAAUGGCUAUCGACGGAGCACCUACAUCAGUACAACCGGUGGGGGGUCAGGAAGAGGGCCGCCAAUGAUCUUUGCCACUGACUCCGUGGAGAAUCAUCAACAACGAGUUGUCUUCGGAUCGAUGUUGAAAAUCUGUGGAAUUAUCGAACCUGGAGACUGGGUGUUGACAAUGCACAAUGCCGGGCAUUUGUACCGGCACGUCCCCUCCCCCUCCCUUUGUGUUUUACAAGUUGUGUUGAACAGUUCCUCACCGAUAAGAUAG
Messenger RNA from Aspergillus caelatus, 303 nucleotides. RefSeq lists its product as uncharacterized. The record is from RefSeq and is a predicted model, not a curated record. NCBI's taxonomy places the organism in Eukaryota, Fungi, Ascomycota, Eurotiomycetes, Eurotiales, Aspergillaceae. The annotation marks the transcript as partial. The transcript has a single exon.